UUGUUAGGGCCCAAUUGGGCUUCUCAUGGCCAUCCCCAGUUCCCUUACAUAACCCUAUUCAUAUCCAAAAUCCUUCAUUCUCUCUCUUCACUGCUUUAACCUAGAAAAAACUUUGGCCACCAAAGUGGCUUAACAAAGAUGGAUGAGAGAGUCAAGAUUUUAGCAUUAAUCGGAGGUGGAGCUAUAUUGGGUUCUGCUGCUACUCUGGCUCUUUCCAACCUUCUUUCCAAAAGUAUAGGAAAAGGGCACAUAAGCGAGGCAGUAAAAUCAAAUGGGCUUCCUGGAUCCAAGUAUAAUGGAAUGGCUACUCCAAACCCGUUGACUGAUGAAGUAAUUUCUGAACAACUGACCAGGAAUAUACAGUUCUUUGGCCUUGAAGCCCAACAGAAGGUGACUGCAUCAUAUGUUGUGGUAAUUGGUCUUGGAGGAGUUGGAAGUCAUGCUGCAUCCAUGCUUCUGAGGUCAGGGGUUGGAAGGCUACUUCUUGUGGAUUUCGAUCAGGUGUCAGUCUCCUCAUUAAAUAGACAUGCUGUUGCCACAAGAAAGGAUGUUGGUAUCUCGAAAGCCCUAUGCCUUAAGAAGCACUUCCUAUCAAUUUUCCCAGAGUGCCAUAUAGAUGCAAAAGUUAUGUUAUAUGAUUCAUCAUCUGAAGAAGAAAUUCUCUCUGGCCAUCCUGACUUUGUCCUUGAUUGCAUUGAUAACAUCGACACAAAGGUGGCACUUCUUGCUGCAUGUGUUCGAAGAGGUUUGAAAGUUUUAUCUGCAACUGGAGCUGGCGCAAGGGCUGAUCCAACAAGAAUUCGUGUGGCUGACUUAAGAGAGUCUACCAAUGAUCCUCUAUCUCGAUCUGUAAGACAUCGUCUGAGAAAAGAUCAUGGUAUUGAUGGUGGCAUUCCUGUGGUAUUUUCUCUAGAGAAACCCAAGGCAAAGCUGCUUCCCUUUAAAGGGCCAAGUGGAGAAGAAGAAAAUCCUUCAGAUUAUCAAAUUGUGCCUGGAUUUAGGGUCCGCAUCAUUCCAGUUCUGGGGACUAUACCUGCAAUUUUUGGGCAAGUCAUGGCUUCCUAUGUUGCGACUCAACUAGCUGGAUUGCAAGUCCAGAUGGAACCAGUGGUGAACUUUGAUACGGAUCACUACAAAAUCCUCCAUCAACGCCUUAUUGAACAUGAAGAGUUGAUAUAUGGCACAUCCAUGCAAGUGGAGGUGGAUGUUGAGGAAGUUAUGUACAUUGCCAAAGAGUUGUGGCAUGGGAGAAGUGCAAGGGACCUAUCUAUUAAAGAUGUAGGGCGUGCAAUGUGGCGUUCGGUGAAUGAGUUGAUGCUUGUGAGGUGGGAUAAUACAAAGCCAGCCUCAGUUUCAAAUCUAAUCCUGCUAAGAUUCAAGGAGGCUGACGAACACGAGUCAAGGUCAUUGGAAGAUAUAAAGGAAGAAGAACCAGAAUUUUUUGUUAGGGUGACAACGGUGCUGAAGCGAGCAGAACUGGAGUUUGGCUUUUAAGAGGCACAUGUAUCCAAACUGCUACAAGUGCAGUCUGAUUCAGAGAUUUGUUCAGGUUCAUUAGGAUGGUUCAGGAGACCUGAAAAUCUCACACUAGCAGAAGUAAAACCCAAAAGCCGUCUGAAGUGAAAAUCAUCAAGGUUUUGAGUCUUGUUUCUUAGUGAUAUUUAGAAUUCUUUGAGGAGCAAACAACGUGGAAGUCGCUGAACACUUUGACCAUAGCAAAAGCUUAUUUGGGGGGGGGGGGGGGUUCAUUUUGUUGUUCUGGAAGGGUGGAGGGGGUGGGGGUGUGCUAAUGGGAAUGUAGGAUAUAGAAUUAUUUUUACACUUCUAUUUUUGGUAUAACUGUCCUAAAUACCAAAUGUCUAUCCUCAAAAUGAAGGCCAAUUGCAAAGAGUUGCAUGUUUUGAUUUAGGAGACAAUCACCUAGAUGACACAUUCCCCAUGUGGUUGGUUGAGAACUCUGUCAUAGCUGCAAGUUCUAAGCUUGAGAUCUAAUAAAUUGUAUAAGAUCCGUUAGAACUUCAAGAAUUGAAAACGUGUUUUCACAACUUUGAAUUGUAGAUCUAUCUUACAUUGUCUUCUCGACAAACUUACCUUAUUAGUUUGUUUUAAUUUGAAAGCUAUGAGGUCAAUUGAUCAAACAAGGAGACGGAUAUCACCAAGAUUGGACAACAAUUGCAAUCAAGAGAGGGGAGCUUGAACUUAUUAGAAUUUUUGACGGUUUACACCAUUAUUGAUCUUUGAAGUACCAGAUUUGGGGCAAAUUUCAAAUAUUAUGGGAGGUCUCUUGUAUUUCUCGUGUUGAAUUUAUUUCAUACUGAAUUGUAAGGUCAUACACUAUCAACACUCAGAAACUCAAAUUGAGGUUAAAUCUCUAGUGAUGAUGGUAUAUAACCUUGCAACUCAUUAUGAGAUAAGUUCAACACGUGAAGUGCAAUGAGAUCUCCCAUAAUGCUUGGAAUAUGCCCUCAAAUUUGUUACUUACAAGUUCAAUAUUGGUGUAAACAGUCAAAAUUACAAUUGUUAUCCAAUUUUGCUAAUAUCCUUCUUUAAGAUACUUUAAUGACUUCAUUGUUUAAUCAGUUGACCUCAUGACUUUCAAAUGUUGAAACAAACUCGUCGGUAAGUUUCUCGAGAAGACAUUGUAACAGAGAUCUACGGUUUAAAGUUGGGCAAACAUGUUUCCACUUCUUCAAGUUGUAAUGGAUUCAUACAAUUUAUUUGAUCUCAAGCUUAAAACUUGCAGCUCUGGUAGAGUUCUUCCCAACCACAUGGGGAAUGUGUCAUUGAGGUGAUUGUCUCCUAAGUCAAGAACUUGCAACUCUGUGCAAUUGGUCAUCAUGUUGCAGAUUGUCUCUCCAUUGAACAGAUUGCAACUUAUUUGAUCCAGAGUGAUGUUUUUGCCAUAUUAGUGUUGUACUAUUACGCUUCUCAUUUGUAUGAUAGAACGUUGUUAGUUGGACCUUUCUGCUCA
Capsicum annuum is the source of this 2971-nucleotide messenger RNA. RefSeq names its product tRNA threonylcarbamoyladenosine dehydratase. The transcript has 12 exons. Lineage: Eukaryota; Viridiplantae; Streptophyta; Magnoliopsida; Solanales; Solanaceae. The record is from RefSeq and is a predicted model, not a curated record. Gene Ontology annotation, biological process: cyclic threonylcarbamoyladenosine biosynthetic process. Gene Ontology annotation, molecular function: tRNA threonylcarbamoyladenosine dehydratase activity; ubiquitin-like modifier activating enzyme activity. Bases 139 to 1494 code for a protein of 451 amino acids. Gene Ontology annotation, cellular component: plastid.